AUGAGAGAAUCCCAACGCCUUUUCCUUCGAAGUCUUAUGUCCAAGCAGUUCCUUUCCGAAAAGGAAACAAUAAACAUGUACCGAAAGGCCUGCAAUGCGUUUGGAGGUGAGUCAAAGCGUUGCUCCAACUCGAUAGUUGCUGAAUCGUCGCACCCGCAGCUCGCUUUCUCUCUCCUUGGUGACAAAGUUUUCUCCUCCUUCAACGUACAUCGAUUUGUUGCAGUUCUGAGAACGAUAGUAGAAGAUAUAGAGCUUCCAGGGAUUAACAGAUUACAAAAAAUAAGUUGUAAAUAGGCUGGCACGACAGUUUGACCUGUUAUCGCUUUAGCGAGCGAUACAUGUACUCGUCGAACAGCGCAUGUAGCUAGUGUUAUGUAUCCAAAUGAUGUUAGUUUUCAGAUAGUACGUGACUUUUUAAUUUUUUCAGAUGACGGUGCGCCUGAAAACUUCGUGAACUUUGUGGAAGCAGUAAAUAAAAACCUAAGAUCUCUGGACAUGGAGAUCAGACAAGGAAUUUCAGAAGAUAGUGGAGCUGUACACUAUGGAUUGGUAAGGACAAGUCAACAAAGCAGUAAUCUGGGGCGCUUUCCAUUCACCAAGAAAUUCCAGUUGGGAUGUUAACGGAACACACAUUUUCCAUGCGUUCGACUAAAAAAUUCCAGGUAUUAAGUGGGAUUUUGAAAAGGUAGUCAUUCACAAGUUUUUACAAGGAAUCACCAGUUCCAGGCUAUUCACAGCGAUAUCUGUGUCACCACCUUGAAUUUUGGUCACAAGAGCAUGAAAGAAUGGAACUUAUGUCAAAUAGAAAGCAUUCUUCACUCGAUGGAAAGUGUUUGGUAAAUAGAAAGCACCCCUGGUCACUCGGGCCAUAAUGAGCCUACUUGAUAACAGCUGUAAAUGAUCUUGACUUUGGGCUUAAUUGAGAUGACCAAGACCCUGUUUACAUGGAGAAAUGGUAACCUUUCCCCUCUAGAAAGGUGACCCUGCUCUAUUUAGGCUGGUUUUCACUAGCGACAGAGUCGGAGUUGUAAGAGCGCUUAUGACCUUGUGAAAAUAAAAAAUCAGAGUCGUAAGCGGAGUCAUGAGCGUGACAGAAUCGGAGUCAGAAGAAUCAGAACGUUUCCAUUUCUUCCGACUCCGCUUACGUUCCGCUUAUGAUCUAGUGAAAACCAGAUUGUCGGAGACAGAAGCAGAAGUGGAAGGAUAAACCAAUCACAAUGCACUUUCCCACACUUUGUGAUUGGUUUGGUUCUUCUGCUUCUGCUUCCAACUCCGACAAUCUGGUUUUCACUAGAUCGUAAGUGAAACUUAAGCAACGGAAUCGGAACGCUGUUUCCACUAGAUCAUAAGCUCUACGCUUCUGAGUAUGACUCUGACUCCAUCGCUAGUGAAAACCAGCCAUUAGUGGGCAACAAGAGAAGCUUCCAAUAUCUUACACAUGUAAUCUCAUAUUGCUAUACCCAUGGAGGCAGCAUUCGUUUGGAAUUCCACUAAGAAUGAGUGGAACGCAUCGAACUCAAUCUUAUCACAUGCAUUUGUAGCUGCUAUCACUCAUUUUUGCAUUUGACCUUCAAUCAGACGCCUAAAAGUCACCCCCACUCCCUGACCUCCUAGUAGUCUCAUGUCUUUGGUGAUCAGUUUAUUGCUGUAGGUGUACUAAAUGAUAAAAAUAUAGACAAUGUUGCCAUUAACCAUGCAAAAGCCCCAAAACUGAAAAGCUCAGUAAAAUUAAGUCCAUGGCCAAAAUACCUUGUUUUUCUGGCAUUUCAGUUGUCUACAGCUCGGCAAGCACUGGAUUACUGGUAACAUCCCUGGAAAUGUCAACCCUUCUUGUUUAAAAGGGAGUUACAUGUCUCUUAAUCUUUCAAACAGGAUUACCCAGCCUGCAUGUAAACAGGCCCUAUGUUGCCAGAUAGGAAAGCAGUGUUUUGUUUUGUUUUCAGAGAAAGGGCUGUACAGAAUAAAGCAAAAAGAAUUCGUUAGAAAAGAAAAUGUUUCAUUCUGAACACAGACUUACAUAAAAGCAAAAGUAUUUUACGUGGUUUGGAGUCACAUUUUAUGACAGCAAAGCCAGAAAAACAGUUCUCAACAGUGAUUAAUAAUGCCUGGGUGUAAAAGGUUCUUGGCUCAUGAAAUACAUUAUUAAUGUAUUACAGUAGCAUCAAGCAAGCUGGGUUUCUUAACUCCAUCUCUCCCUAUGCACCUAGGUGUGUUAUUGUUAUUGGGUAACCUAUAGACAAAAUGCCUAUCUAGGGGCAGUAAAAAUACUUUAAGUAUUAUUGCUUGUGUAACCUUAUUUGUGUUUAAAAAGAGUUAAUAUGAAAUACUUUAUUAAAGCAUGUAAAUUUUUUAGUAAAUGCUUUUGUCUGUUAUAAUAUUUUUUAGGUCAACACAGCUGAGGACGAGCAUUCUAAAAUGGCAACUGAUUUUUCACCGAAUGAAAUCACAUUCUUCAAGAAAGUGGUAGAGUACAACAAACCUGUAUUUUUUAUCAUAAGAGUGUAAUACCACAAACAAGUCUAUUGUAAGCAAGCCCUACAUACUGAAAGGCUAUAUUUUUACAACAUAGAUGGAUGCAAUUGUCACAUCUACAGAUGGCACAGUGUCCUCAUUGGAGGCAAUGAACAUUGGGCCAGACUUGGAAAAAAGGAUUAACAUCACUCGGGCUGAGGAACUCCUGAGAAGGCUUGUUAAAGACCAAUGGAUGUCAGAGGUUAGUAUUUGAGAUUCAAACAGUGUAGGGAAAUAUGAAAAAAUGUAAGAGUACCCUUUGGCCUUGGUCCAAUGAAGCCAAUAUAGCUGGAGCGUAUUCCAGCACCUGGUAGUAUUGCUACUACAAUGUUGUUUGAUUCUUUUUUGAUCCCAAUCUUCAACAUAAUACCUGCUAAGCACUUCUAUGUAUGCAGGCCACUAAUAAUAGUGAACUUAUGCAACAGGACAGGAGAGGAAAGAAGACGGCAAACCUUGUGUAACAAGUGUGACAAUUUUGUAAUUUUGUUUUGAAAAAACUUUCCACCAAACUUUCAAUUCACCUUCCUUUAAACAGAUCUUUCGGCCUCAUGGGCUAUUGACUCAGAGCCCAUUCGGGCUCGAGAAAUAUUAUUGUUAAAUAGCCCUGUCACAUUUGUCACACACAAGCGUUUUGCUGUCCUCUUCUUUCUGCCAUCUCUGGUAUCUCUAUGAAUUCAUUUAUUGAAUAUAACACUCGAGUAAUAUAAGCAGAAUGAAAUAAAAUUGUUUAAGCUUUACUUAAAUGCUGUAAUACAAUGUCCAUCAUUCCAAUGUAAUUCAAUCAAUCCAUGUGUUCUAUUUUCAAAACUAAGAGUUCAUCUUUCAAUUUUAUAAUCUCAACUACACCCCUAAGCGAGACGACGAGCAUCCCCAUCACUUUCAUAUGCUUCCCCCAGGUUCUUAUAACAGGAUAUUCAUGAUUGGUCACCCAACCAGUUCUUAACCCCACCCAGCAGGGCUUAACUUGAGCGCCACACUGAGUUUUGCAAGGUUUUGCGCUAAAUGUAUUUCUAGUUCAGAAUAGUGAAACACAACUUUGAUAUUCUGUUUUUAGUCUACUGGGUCGUACUCUUUGGGACCAAGGGCCAUGUUAGAGCUUCAUCCAUACUUAAAAAGGGUGUAUGAAGAUGACAUAGUAGAUUGCAUGAUGUGUCAUACAAUAGCUAUCAAGGUUAGUAAAAAAGUGUUUUUUGGAUCUAGCCUAAAAGUGAACAUCAUCCUAACUCACAUCCAUCCACAAAUUGAUGUUAUGGGUGUUAACUUUGACUGUUUAUUGUUUAGGGCCAGUGUUGUACUCAGUGUGAUGGCAAGAUUCAUAAACGUUGUGCUGCUCGCUACUUUCAAGGAAGGUAA
Messenger RNA from Porites lobata, 3864 nucleotides. NCBI's taxonomy places the organism in Eukaryota, Metazoa, Cnidaria, Anthozoa, Scleractinia, Poritidae. The record is from the annotation of a GenBank genome assembly.